Molecule: messenger RNA, 2475 nt
Organism: Telopea speciosissima
Lineage: Eukaryota; Viridiplantae; Streptophyta; Magnoliopsida; Proteales; Proteaceae
Product: probable galactinol--sucrose galactosyltransferase 1
Exons: 15
Coding region: 123-2399 (758 amino acids)
Source: RefSeq, a predicted model, not a curated record
CAUCUUUGUUUCCGGGAAUUGAUUUAAAUUCCAACUGAGAAUUACUGAUAGGAGGUUUUGUUCUGGUUUUUGAAGUGUUCUUCACAAUCUAGAAUUUUUUGUUGUAGCUUUUGCCUUUCAAAAUGACUGUUGGUGCUGGGAUCUCUGUUGCUGAUGGGAGCUUGACGGUUCUGGGAAAUCGCAUUCUGACCGAUGUUAAGGACAACAUCAUUUUAACGCCGGCCAGUGGCGAUGGUCUGAUCAAUGGUGCUUUCAUCGGUGUUAGAUCUGAUCAGUAUGGAAGCCGUCGAGUCUUCCCUGUGGGCAAGCUUUUAGGAUUGCGUUUCAUGUGCGUUUUCCGCUUUAAGAUGUGGUGGAUGACACAGAGAAUGGGUUCUUCGGGCAAAGAUAUACCCUGUGAGACGCAGUUUUUGAUUGUUGAAGGACAAGAUGGAUCCCAUUUUGGUGAGGGAAGAGAAGAGGGUGGAGGUCAAUCUGCUGUCUACACCGUUUUCUUACCCAUUCUUGAGGGAGCCUUCAGAGCAGUUCUUCAAGGGAACGCAAAUGACGAGCUGGAGAUCUGUUUGGAAAGUGGAGAUCCUGCUGUCGAUGGAUUUGAAGGGAGCCAUUUGGUUUUCAUGGCAGCUGGAUCAGACCCAUUUGAUGUUAUCACAAAUGCAGUAAAAACUGUUGAGAAGCACUUGCAGACUUUUUCACAUCGUGAGAAGAAGAAGAUGCCAGACAUGCUCAACUGGUUUGGCUGGUGCACCUGGGAUGCAUUCUAUACAGAUGUUACGGCUGAGGGAGUGAAACAAGGAUUAGAAAGCUUGGAGAAAGGUGGAAUUCCCCCAAAGUUUGUUAUAAUUGAUGAUGGAUGGCAAUCGGUUGGCAUGGAUGCUACUGGGAUUGCAUCUCAAAAACAAGAUGCAGCAAACUUUGCUAACAGGUUAACUCAUAUCAAAGAAAACCACAAAUUUCAGAAAAAUGGUAAAGAGGACCACAGAGAAGAUGAUCCGGCAAUGGGACUUGCCCAUAUUGUUACUGAGAUCAAAGACACGCAUGCUCUAAAGUAUGUUUAUGUGUGGCAUGCGAUAACGGGAUACUGGGGUGGUGUUAAGCCUGGUGUUGGGGAAAUGGAACACUAUGAGUCUAAGAUGACAUACCCAGUUGCGUCUCCGGGAGUUCAGUCCAAUGAGCCUUGUGUGGUUGUUGAUACCGUUACUGCAAAUGGCCUUGGCCUCGUGAACCCUGAGAAAGUUUAUAACUUCUACAAUGAACUCCACUCUUAUCUUGCAUCAGCUGGCAUUGAUGGUGUCAAAGUAGAUGUUCAGAACAUUCUUGAGACUCUAGGAGCUGGCCAUGGUGGAAGAGUCAAACUUGCGAGAAAGUACCAUCAGGCAUUGGAGGCUUCAAUUGCUAGAAACUUUCCAGAUAAUGGCAUUAUCUCUUGUAUGAGUCACAACACAGAUGGUUUGUACAGCUCAAAGCGGACAGCAGUGAUACGAGCAUCAGAUGAUUUCUGGCCCAGAGAUCCAGCUUCCCACACGAUUCAUAUUGCGUCUGUGGCUUAUAAUACCGUCUUUCUUGGUGAAUUUAUGCAGCCAGACUGGGAUAUGUUCCAUAGUCUUCAUCCUAUGGCAGAAUACCAUGGAGCAGCUCGUGCAGUAGGAGGGUGUGCGAUUUAUGUGAGUGACAAGCCUGGACAGCAUGAUUUUAAUCUAUUGAGGAAGCUUGUACUUCCCGAUGGAUCUAUCUUGCGAGCUAGACUUCCAGGAAGACCUACAAGGGAUUGCUUGUUUUCAGAUCCUGCCAGAGAUGGAAAGAGUCUUCUGAAGAUAUGGAAUCUGAACAAUUUCUCUGGAGUCUUGGGGGUUUUCAACUGUCAGGGAGCUGGGUGGUGUAGGGUUGGAAAAACGAACCUGAUACAUGAUGAACAACCAGCAACUAUUACAGGGGUUAUCCGUUCAAUGGAUGUUGAUUAUCUACCUAAAAUUGCUGAGGAGGGAUGGAAUGGAGAUACCAUCAUUUACUCCCAUCUGGCUGGAGUGCUAGUUUAUCUUCCAAAGAAUGCAUCUCUGCCGAUCACACUGAAUUCACGGGAAUAUGAAGUUUUCACAGUGGUUCCUGUCAAGAAGUUGUCUAAUGGAGCUUCUUUUGCACCCAUUGGUCUAGUUGAGAUGUUCAAUUCUGGAGGAGCCAUUAAAGAAUCGAGGUAUGAAUCUGAGAAAAGCUCAAAAAUUGAUAUGAAAGUUUGCGGUUGCGGCAAAUUCUGUGCCUAUUCAUCAACUAGGCCCAGGAAGAUAACAGUUGAUACAGAGGAAGUAGAAUUUACAUAUGAGGAAGCAUCUGGUUUAGCAAUCCUUGUUUUGAGAGUUCCAAAGGAGGAAUUAUACCUGUGGAACGUAAUGAUAGAACUGUAACUGGCUAAUGCAAUUCUUUUUUUAUCUAGGGAGUAUAGUUUAGAUACAAUGUAAAGCCUGGGGUUUCUCCAUUGUA